UUCUGUGCUUACGUCUCACAUAAGCUGCCAAAGUUUUAUUCUCUUCGUCGCAAAUUGUGACAGAAAAGUGGAGUGAAUCUCGUGUCAAUUAAGCGUUAUUUGACUGGACAAUUGUAACUUGCAAAUAUAACAGUGUUGUUCAUUCAGAAAGGAGUCAUACGGAGCUUUAUUCUGGUUUCGGCGGCCCCGUUUGCGACAGCACUAAUUGCUGUUUGCGGAGUGACAAAUUAAAUAUGGAGUAACGAGUGGCAAGAUGCGGUGGUUCAGGAAGGGCGAGCCGCCGCGGCUGCUUGCUGUCUCUCCUGAAACAGAACCUCGGUCUUCACGGAGAUCCAGAAUAGAUAUGUCGCCAGUGCGCUACCCAGAUCGAAAAAGUAGCAGUAGUUCAGUUGAGACGAGUUUCUACAAUUUAAGCGACCAAAUAAUAAUUGUUGAGAAAUCUCCCAAUUCAUGUCAGAGGAGUUGCGAAACCCCAGUUACUCGACGAAUAUCGUUGCAAAGCGGGCCCACUACACCGCCUUCGGACUUUCAGAAUACUAGUCGUAAGCACCGCGGUGGCUCUUUAGAGAAAGAGUACGUGGUGUAUCGUGAAAAACGUAAUCCGUUACUCGAUAAAGUUAAAAGCACAAAACUGUCAUGUUUCAAAUCAAAUGGUCCUAUGCGGCAUGGAGACGACGCUGCCUCGACAUCUGGAAGUGACUGCAGUGGAUUUGGACACGUUGAGGAAACACAUUGUCGUUACGUGGAGAGUUUUCCUGAACACACGGAGUUUGAAAAUCAUAAUCCUUGGGUUAAAAUGUCGAAUUAUGAUGACGAUGUAUUCUAUGCCAAGAGUCCAGUGGAGUGUACUUGGCGAGAAGGUAAAUCAUUUACCAAUAGAGGAACUCGGUGUUACAGCUCUGGGUCUGAGUGUGAUCGAUACCAUGUUAUACCAAAAGCUGGAACGAAGCUGUCAAAAUCGAGUGACCAAAUAUUUAAUGAUGAUUAUGAAUCUUUUCAUGAGCCACCGAUUUCCGCCAGAUCGCACAAAAAGACUGAUAAAGUGAAAGAUGACAAAGACACAAUCGGUCCUAGUUCUUGUCUAACAGCCAAGCUUCGAGCUAUGUCGGAUAGGUAUCUUAAAUCCUCCACAAACAAAUUUUUUUCAAAACUAUAUAAGCAAAGUGGAGAGGACGAAGACGCCGCAAGUGUUGGAAACGACACCGUAGCAAAAUCAACCAGUGCAGUAAAUAAAAGUAGAAAAAAAAGAGGUGGAGUAAAGGCUAAAUUGAGAAGCUUUUCAUACGGUGCUUUGCCUGGACUCGAUGAAUUUCAAAAAGGCCAUAAUUCUGUAUUUCAUGAUGAUGUUUACCAAGUAUCUUGUGAUGAUGAAAAUGUUUUAAUACCAGACUGUGAAGACGCAGAUUCAGGUAUUCUAGUCAAUGAGUCAGCAGCUUCAUCUUUAUUUGAGAGUGAUAGAAUAUCAUCACGCUGUGAAAGUUCUGCUUCGCAUUCUAAUCCUCAGGGACCUUGUCACAGUAGAAGCGUGUCUGGGGAUCAAACUUACUCAAAAUCACGUAUAUCUUGUAGGAGAAGUAGAGAAAAGAAUGAACAUCCUAAACCUAGACCUCGGCAAAAUCAGAGAGCUUUAUCUUUGGAUCGUAAAGAAAUACUAAGGCGAAUGCCCAAGAAUCCUGAACAUACGGAGCCUCAAUAUCUUCAGCUAACUGAGAAACAAAAAAUGCGUCAGCGAAAUGCUACUCAGGGAAAUUGUGGAAUACCUCCUAUACCACCUUGUCGCAAACCAACUAAAAUUUGUUCAAACAAAGUGCAGUCAGAAUUUAAAGUCGUUAGAAUAAUGAGAAGAAAUCCUUGUGAUGAAUUAGGAAUCUUCAUAGCUAAAACUAAACUUGUGGAUGAAGGUCAUGUGGGCUACCUAGUAGCACACGUUGUACCUGGUGGACUAGCCGAUAAGGAAGGUACAUUACGCAUAGGUGACGAGCUGCUUAAUGUAAAUGGUAGAAGAUUGCGCGAUCUCACAAUGGCGGAAGCUAAGGAAGCACUAAGAUCUGGUUCAUCCGAAAUCGAUAUUGUAAUUUGUAGACAACGUGAGAAAACUGUUCCAGAAGUGCGACAAAGGGAGCUGCCGCCAAAGAAUGUGGUUUUAAUGCGGGAAAGUUCCGUCGAUUACGAGAACGCAAUAAUAUUAGGCAAGGAAAAACGUGGCGAUAAAUAUGACAUCAGAACUAGCAAGCGUCAUUCCCAGGACGAACCCACAUGUAAUCGCGUCGCUUUAUCAGCGUCCACAGAGGCGGACGCCGCCGCCGACACGCAGACACGCUUCCUGAAAGGCCAUAACGCUAGUUACAGCAGUAUGAACAACAAGUUAUUACGUCGGCAGGUCGUCAGUUACGGCGGCUCAAAUAAAGAAGGACUAACGCUCAGUUGUACCGGUGAUAUUGUUGAUGUGGAUGUCCCAGACGGCGUUACCCGGACUUCGGAAAAAAAUGAUAGUGAAUGUGAUAAUAAUAUGCAAAACCAAAACGCUGCGAACUUUUGCACGCUCCCUCGAAGACCUCGGGCGCCUACGCACACGUAUCAUACCAUCACGUUUGAGAAAGGACACGGGAAGAAACCGCUCGGAUUUACUAUUGUUGGAGGACGGGAUUCCCCUCGAGGUCCCUUAGGAAUUUUCAUAAAGAGCGUCCUUCCACAGGGCCAAGCUGUUGAGGACGGAAGAUUAAAAGCUGGUGAUGAAGUGUUAGCUGUAAAUGGACAAGCUUGCCAUGAACUGGCGCACGUAGAAGCUUUAGCUCUAUUUAAAGCGGUUCGCAGCGGAUCUAUCGAGCUCCGUGUUUGCCGCAGAGUAAAAAAUCAAUCCUUCAAAGCCAAAUCUUGCACAGAUCUACUCAACGAUGAUGACUGAGAAGUUUAGGGGCAAGAGAAAAACUUUUACGUUGGUAUCUCAUCAUGAUUUUAAAGUUAUUAGGGAUUCGGUACUUACUGUCUCAAUAUAAAAUUAUUUGCCGACAACCCUGGAAAAGUCUUAAAAUUAACCAUAAAAUAUUAUAAAACUCAUUACUUUCCUUACCAAUAAAUCAUACAUAUUAAUACGAAAGUACGUUAGUUUCUCCAUUUUUCAAGGGAGUGACAUGUUGACUAAGUUUUUCGCAUAGAUAUAGUACAUAAGAGCCCGAAGAUAGACAUAGCCUAAUUAACACGCGGAUGAAGUCGAAAGAUACUUUUUUCAUGUCUAUAGAUUAGAUGUGUGAAAUAUAAAAUCUACUUACAUUUAUUUAUGUCCAAUGUUGCUCGAAAAAAUAUCUAAUGAAAUUUAUGUAAUUUAAAUUUUACUAUUGUUAAAAACUUUUUCAUACUAUGCAUACAUUAUUACAUUUUUCAUAAUAUUAUUUUUCAACUGGUCUAUAAUAUACAGAAAAACAUGGAGACAAUGUUUUUGUACAAUAUUUCCAUUUAUUGUUAUAUUAUAAUGUAGAGUAUUGAAAACAUAUCGUAAUAAACAUUAUUUUACAAUAGCAAAAUUAUUAUCGCCACUGAUCGAAGAAGUAAAUAAAAAUGUGUAUUCUGCAUUUCCCAAAAUUGUAUCGCAGGAUGUGAAAGCUUGGAAUGUUUAUAUUAAGAUAAUUAUUCAGGUAUUUUAUUGUGCCAUUCAUUAAAUAUAUAAAUUGCACGCCGUUUCUGAAAAUAUAAGGCUUAAACUGUUAAGCUUCUUUGCUCCAAAUUUAACUUAAAAUCUGUACUUGACUUUAGUUUGUUUAUUUUAAGAAUAAAACUCAAUUCCUUUGUGCACACUUAAAAUUAAGAGUAGGUAAUCCCAAAGAUAAAAUUAGGUUACUACUUACUACCCCGUAAUCUCCUGUAACGUUUUAGGGCUUUUAUAAGACUGUGCUGCGUUUUAUAUAUAAUGUAAAAAUUAUAAUACAAUAGUUACAUACAUAGGUACAUGUUAGAUUAGUUUAACCCUAGAAUUAGUUAUUCUAUAACUGUGCAAAUAUAGACUUUAAAAGAAACGACAAACUGUAGUUACGUUAAUAUGUCAAAUUUGAAUGGCAUAAUACUUUACCAAACUUUAGAUCUGACCCGGGAACAAAACUCCUCGCAAUCGAAGUGAAAAGCAGAGUGUGUAGGACAUAAAACCCAUUUUGUGCCCUUGUAGCACAAUCUAUCUACUAUUGACUCACGGCAACUUGACGAAUUGAAAUUUAAUCGGUCAGAUUAUAAGGUAAACUCCAUACAAAUUGAUAGAAUUACGUAAAAUUUUAAAUGUAACAUUAGUGUAAAGUAAAUUUUUUCCUACCUGUCCUACAGUUUUACUUAGUGAAAGUCAUAAAACAUUAAAUUAAUCGGUAUACCUACCUUAAUUACCUUAAAAAAUCUCUGGUUAUAUCAAUUAUUAUACCUAUACAUUUUUCAUUCCUACUUUUUAUGUCGAUAAUUGUAGGUACUAUUUUUAUAACCUACUUCCCAUUAGAAAGUUCGAAAAUAUUGAACAUGUAAAAAAGUUGUUUAUCACAACGUUAAUAAUCAUGUUUGAAAAGCCCUUUUUACGUAUACUUAUUUAUUUUAAAAGUUACACUGCGGUAUUUGCGUUUGAACUAAACGUAACAUUGGCGUAAAUCUCUCAACUUGCUUGACGGGACGGACGAAAGAUCUAUAAGCGGAAAAUAAGCGGAUUAACGCAAGUGCCACGUUUGGUAACUUCAUAACUUGGUUGUUUUGAAGAUGCCUGCACAAACUUGAUGAUGAACUUACAAUUAUUUAUUUACUAAGUUGUAAGUUUAAAUGAAAAAACUAACGUAACAUCCGCGUUACUGUAAAUUAGUCAUUUUAUGAAGUGAAUAAAACUGUCACGCAAGAUGUUUAAUCCAUUUAUGGUUAAAAUAGGAAAAGUUCAUUAACGUAAUUUGUCAAUAUUAAGUUAUUAAAAUACUACUUGUAAAUUGUUUUGGAACAAAGAUAUACGUAAUUGUGUUUUAAACUAAAUUUUAUAGAUGGUAACACGAGCAUAGAGCUGUAGCAUUAGUAAUUUUUCAUGAAAACGAAAUGCCUUUUUGUAUGGAGGCCCCGAACGUCAUACAAAUUUUACAGAUUAAUGUAACUCCAACGUUUAUUUUUAUUAAGUUUUUCCACUUGAUAAGUAACGCUAGGGCAGGCAGCAUAGUCAACAUACCUAAAGAGAGAGUAAAGUAUGUGAAAUGUGCCUCCAGCUACUAAGAUUUUCUGUUACCUGAAGCCACAAAUAAAAAUAAACUGCUCACAAAAUUUUGAGCACAAUAAUACGUUAGAAAAAUUAACAGUUAUAUUGCACUAAACGGAUAGAAAUUGAAACAAUGUAAAAGUUUUUUUACCAAACUGGUUCAGUAUGUUACUGAAAUUAAAGAAACUUAUCCCUUAAUAUAUAUGUUCCUUAAUUUCUCAUAUUCUCAUAUUUUUUAAUUAUUCAUAUUGUCCCCCUGCUCUGUCCCCUCAGGGAAUGGGAAUUAAAAGUCCGGUCUGUCCCCCCGCUCCCGACGAGGAGACAGAUCAAACAAUUUUUUUCCGAUAUGUCCCCCCGAAUUAUUUUUCGGGAGACAGAUAGGGACAGACUAAAUAGAAAGGAUAAUCCCUCUGGUUUAUCUGACCUUUCUUUAUUAUUAGUUUAAUGUGAGAAAAACAAACCAGUGUGUUAAAAUAAUGUUGUUUAUAAUUUUUAAAACAUGCUUUGCAAAAAGUAAGAAAACAUAGAUUAAAAAUUGUAUUUAGAGGACAGAUGUCGUACGUUAGAAUUAAUAGACAACAAAUACUUUGUACAAAUAUUAAAGAAAAGUUAUUCAAAACUGCAAUCAAAUAUUGAACAAAGGCACCAAAAAAGUGUUUAUAAUAUUUUAUUAAUGAUCUGAUCACUGUGAUAGUUUAAGAACAAAUUAACACCAAGUGUAAGACAAAGAUUUUCAAAGCGGUAACAAAAAUUGGGGAAAUAAAGACGUACAGUUAUGUUUGCGUACCGUUAUUUAUGAACUUGGGUAAUACUAACAUUAUUCAGAAGCUGUGUGUACAAUUUAUGAGUGUAUAACAUUUUUUGGCAAGAUUAAGCAAUCUAGUAGUCGAUUUAUACGAGCGUAAAUAAUCUAGAUUACCUACGAAUAUGUAUUCAGUUCCGCUAUAAAGAUAGGAAUCAAUAAUAAACCUUCUGUAAACAUUUAGUACGUGAAAUAAGUACAUUUUGCUGUCAAAAUUAAGUAUAGGUACAACCAUCUGUACACUUAUUAUAAGAUAGGAUUUGCAUGCUUAUAAUGUUGUCGUCGAUUUUGAGUAUCGAAGACAUUAUAAUUAUUUCGUCAAAGCAAAAUUGACCUCUAAUAUUACUUACUUUUGCGCGCAAUCUUUGUAAUCUUGUUUUGUAUUUUGAUAAAACGCGCUUACUGUAGAAUUGUGGACGAAUUUGAGCUUUACAACAAAAUUCUAUUUUACUCUGAUGUCACAGAGUAUUGAUGGUCGAAACCGACUAUCGGUUAUUAUUAUGUAAAAGUCCGGUUCGGUUCCUCUACAGUUUCGACUAAUCGUUCAAAUGUUAUACCUACUUACUAAGGAUUACUAUUCAAGCAAUGUAAAAAAAUAUAUUAUAAGUAAGUACCCGUGGUGUCAUAGUCAUAUUAUUUCUGAUACCCAUAAAAACCCCUGAUAUUAUGUUUGAACGCUUUGUCAAUUUAUAACGUCAUCGUAUU
Messenger RNA from Pararge aegeria (speckled wood butterfly), 6704 nucleotides. RefSeq lists its product as uncharacterized. The coding region runs from base 254 to 2905 and encodes 883 amino acids. The record is from RefSeq and is a predicted model, not a curated record. The transcript is spliced from 6 exons. NCBI's taxonomy places the organism in Eukaryota, Metazoa, Arthropoda, Insecta, Lepidoptera, Nymphalidae. Gene Ontology annotation, molecular function: protein binding.